CUCUGCAUCUGCACGUGUAUUUUUGUGUGGCAACAACAUUUGCUACUAGUUUAAGUGCCGAAAAAUCGCAGAAAACAUGGUCAGUUCGGAGCCAAAAGGACCUGCCAAGGUGGCCAAAACGACCUCGCCGGGGAAGCCCGCCAAUGGACAGAAAUUUAAGCCCGGCGGAGCUGGUGGCGCCAGGAAAUUCGACAAAUCCGGCGGAGGGCCGGGCAAAAAGUUCGACAAACCAGGUGCAAAUGGUCCCAGGAAGUUCGACAAGUCCGGAUCCGGGGCCUUCAAGAAGUUCGACAAACCCGGGCCAGACGGCGCCAAGAAGUUCGGCGGCGGCGGCGGCAACAAGUUCGCCGAGGGCAACAAGUUCCGGGGAAAACCACAGGCACAGCCACAGGCGCCGGCAGAGGGCGAGAAACAGGACUGGAACAAGUUCAAGCAGGAAAAGAAGGACCUCAAGCUCAAGCGCAAGAGCUCCAAGGACACCUACGAGAUCACCAAGGAGGCCAAGCAGAUCUACGAGAAGCUGCGAUGCCGCAAGACGGAGAACAAGGACAAACUGGUGGAGCAGAUAUACAAGGUGCUCAACGUGGGCGACACCAUCUCGAAGGUGGUCAAGGCCCACGACACCGCCCGCGUGCUCCAGUGCAUGCUGAAGUACGCCUCGCCGGCUCUGCGGGCCGAAAUCUCCGAGCAGCUGCUGCCCUUCACCGUGAUCAUGUGCCAGUCGAAGUACGCCCAGUUCUGCGUUCAGCGGAUGCUUAAAUACGGCUCCCCGGCCACCAAGUCGAAGCUGGUGGACAGCCUGUACGGCCAAAUUGUCCGUUUGGCCGGACACAGCAUUGCCAGCGGAUUGCUAGACACGAUGUACCAGAGUGCCACGCCCCAGCAGCGCAUCCAUAUGCGUCAGGAGUUCUACGGCGAUCUGUAUCGAAAGGCCAAGGAUUCGAAUGUCAAGACACUGAGCGACACCUACAAGGAGGCCACAAACAUGAAGGCCUCCAUCCUGGGCUCGGUGAAGGCGAAUCUGGACCAUGUGGCCAACAAGCAGCUGGUGGACAGCUCGCUGGUGCACGCCGUAAUGCUAGAAUACCUGCGCGCCUGCGACGAGGAUGAGGAGAAGCUGGAGGAGACGGUCACUGCGUUUGCGGCCCUGGUGCCCCACAUGCUGUCCACCAAGGAGGGCAGCGAGGCGGGCGUUAUCUGCUUCUACAAGUCCACGCCCAAGAACCGACGAGCCAUCAUCAAGAACAUCAAGGAGCACCUGCUGAAGAUCGCCACCCACGAGCAUGGCCACGUCUUUCUUAUCUCGCUGCUAAACUCCCUGGACGACACCAAGGCCACCAAGAAGGCCAUCUACGACCAUCUGCACGGCGAUCUGAAGACGCUGGUGGGCAACCAGUAUGGACGACGAGUUGUCCAAUGGCUAGUGGCCCCGGGCGAUACCACAUGCUUCCACCCGGAGUUCAUUCGCGUGGUGGACGAGGGUCUGGCCUUUGGCAAAAAGGAGAAGGAGCUGCGUCGCAAGGAGAUCUUCGAGCAGAUCGAGGCGCCCAUUGCACAGGCCAUCGCCGAGGAGGCGGACUUCUGGCUGUCCAACAGCCACAUUGGCCUGGUCACCGCCGACAUUCUUAAUCACAUUCAAGGCGAAUCCUAUGAAAAGGCGGCUGCAGCCCUCGCCCAAGUGGUUGCCCAGCCGGAUUGGCGCAUUUCAGCCGAUGCCGCUGGGCCCGUGCCGCAGGACAAGAAGAAGCCCCACAACGAUGUGGAGGCCAUCAUAGCCGAGGCCACCAAACAGCGCAGGAAGCUGCUAAAUGCCGAUAGCAGCAGCAGCAGUAGCAGUGACGAAGGAGAUGAAGAUGGGGAUGAAGAAGAAGAUGGCGAGAAGGAGCCGCAGACGGGUGAGGAUGAGGAUGAAACCGAGCCGGAGCUGAAGAAGACCAAAAAGGAGGCCAACAAAUCAAAGGCAAAGGUGGAGGAGCCGGCGGCUGCUCUGGUCAUCGGAAUAGAGGAGGCCGGCAUGCACAUUGUGUUAAAGAAGAUCCUCAAGAACGAUGGCAAACGCGAGGGCCAUCCCUUCAGCCAAAAGCUCCUGCAAAGCCUGUCCACCGAUGUGCUCAAAGUCUGGCUGGGCGUGAACCGCUCCUGUUUCGUGCUGCUGAAGCUGGUGGAGGAGAGUCCCGCGCUGCUGGAGGACUGCAAGAAGGCCAUCGCGGCGGAGAAGAGCCUGAGCCAGACGCUCGUGAAACAGAAGACGCUCGGGGCCAAACUGCUGGCCGCCAAGCUGAACAUUGGCAAAUGAAAACCCCUUUUAGCUUAGAAAAACCUAACACUUUAAAAUACAUAAAUCUAUAUUGAAAUGACUGUA
Messenger RNA from Drosophila subpulchrella, 2362 nucleotides. RefSeq names its product protein penguin (gene peng). Gene Ontology annotation, biological process: regulation of translation. The record is from RefSeq and is a predicted model, not a curated record. The transcript has 5 exons. Gene Ontology annotation, cellular component: nucleolus. Gene Ontology annotation, molecular function: mRNA binding. Lineage: Eukaryota; Metazoa; Arthropoda; Insecta; Diptera; Drosophilidae. Bases 77 to 2296 code for a protein of 739 amino acids.